AUGAACAGUUGGUUUUGGUCAACAAUAUAUCAUACACGAGAUUUUCCAAUCACCGAGGAAUUAGAUUAUUUUUCAGCAGGACUUACUAUAUUGUAUACUCUAUUUUAUACCGUAUUGAGAGUAUUUCAAAUACGCAAUAAACAACAAACUAUAUUAUGGGCAUUACUCUGUAUUUCAGGAUUUUUAGCACAUUGUUCAUAUUUACAUUUUAUUAAAUUUGAUUAUGGAUAUAAUAUGACAGCUAGUAUCAUUAUUGGUAUGUCAAACAAUUUAAUUUGGGUUGGUUGGUCAUUAAAUCACUGGCAUAAAAGACCGGAUGACGCAUGGAAGCCAAUUGCACUUGUACUACUCAUUUUAUCUGCUAUGUCACUAGAAAUAUUUGAUUUCUCACCUUUGUGGGGAAUUCUUGAUGCACAUUCCUUAUGGCAUGCUAGUACUAUUUUUAUAGCAUCUUUUUGGUAUGAGUUUAUAAUUGAAGAUGCUAAGAUUGAGAGUUUCCGAGAAAGCAAAGGGAAAAAGAUUGAUAAAAAUUAA
Dentiscutata erythropus is the source of this 534-nucleotide messenger RNA. The record is from the annotation of a GenBank genome assembly. NCBI's taxonomy places the organism in Eukaryota, Fungi, Glomeromycota, Glomeromycetes, Diversisporales, Gigasporaceae.